AUGAGGAAGCUGAAAGCCCUGCAAUAUUUUAUUGCAAUAGCAGUUUCUUUGGUGGACAAAAGCGCCGGAGGAAGUUGUAGGGCUGCUAAAUUGUGCUGUCAAGGCCGUGACUCCGGCUGUGUUAUACAGAAAGUAUCUCCGAAUGCCAUUAUAGAGAGUCCUAAAGAUAAGCCUUGUUACUGCGAUCAUGCUUGUCUUAAAUUAAAUGAUUGCUGUAGCGACUUUCGGGAAACUUGUAGUGUAGUCGAUUGUGAAGUUAGUGAAUGGGGAACAUGGUCAGUUUGUGACAACUUGUGUGGAGUCGGUAUUCAAACAAGAAUACGCGUCAUCACCAAGUCUAAACAAAAUGGCGGUAAACAUUGUCCGCAAUUAGAGCAAUCUAGGGUAUGUCAAGAACACGUCGGAUGUCGGCAUUCCGAAAGGGAUUCAUUGUAUAAAACCAACGUGACUCUGCUCACGACAUGGCAAGAGAUGAAUCCCCCCGAGCUAAAUGAAACAAUCGCGACGAAACAAGGAACGUGCUCGGCUUUUACCGUAAUUUGGGCGUCCAGGGCUUGCAGCAAGGACUUUCCAGGCGUUACACUCGGAGCACAAAUUUGUGUCAUGUGUCAUAGUGAGCCAGAGAGCGUAAGCUGUCAAAAUAACCAGGAUCCAUUGGGACCUACCGGAAUCGGCAGGUGGAAAAUAAUAACAUCAGAAUCUGCGCGGUGUCACGGAAAAUGGAUCACCAGCGCGAAUAAUAUCGAGCAGUGUGAUGUCAAUGAGUGCAAAGAAGCAACGUCUUUCGUGUAUGUUUAA
Cotesia congregata is the source of this 798-nucleotide messenger RNA. The record is from the annotation of a GenBank genome assembly. NCBI's taxonomy places the organism in Eukaryota, Metazoa, Arthropoda, Insecta, Hymenoptera, Braconidae.